This is a messenger RNA of Hypoxylon trugodes, 4622 nucleotides long. RefSeq lists its product as uncharacterized. The record is from RefSeq and is a predicted model, not a curated record. Gene Ontology annotation, biological process: protein transport. The transcript is spliced from 3 exons. The coding region runs from base 635 to 4054 and encodes 1139 amino acids. Lineage: Eukaryota; Fungi; Ascomycota; Sordariomycetes; Xylariales; Hypoxylaceae.
CAUCAUCCUAUCAACUUUAUUUUCAGAUUCAUUUGAUCAUCUUCCUAAAUACCUAAAAUUCAUCUCGAUCCUAUUUUUAAUAGCAACAGUAUCAAUCUAAAAAAUAAAAGGAGGAAGAAACUACCCAAAGAAAGGAUAUUAAAUCGUUAUCAUAUAUUGCAUUAUCCCUUGGUUGCCUACCUUUUUUUCGUACUUGUUGCAGGGAGUCGAAACGUCAGCCUUAGCUCCUGGCUCCUCGACCAUCACACAAAACAUCGUCAAAGCUCCUUCUAACCUUGGAACCCUUCUGCCCUUCUAACCCGUACCCGCUUUAUACUAUUCCUUCUAUUACAUACAUGUAUUCUGCUAAUUUCUGAAAUAUCUACCCAACAUCUACGCUACAUCUUUUUGGCCUUGGCCGUCCACCUCACGGUUUAUUACUACUCUCCGUAUGGAGUGGCGGACUCGAUGCUAAUCUAAAAACGCCAGGACUGUAUUUCCAUCCCGUCUACCCCGGUCGGUUUCACCUGUCAUCGCGUCUCAAUUUAUAUCGCAACACCCAUCAUUCUUGCUGGUCGGCGUGUCAACUUGUCAAACUAUCCAACCUUACUCUCAUGCAAAGAGUUAUCGUAGCUUCGAUUAAGCUAGUACUACCAUGGCCGUAGGAGACAAAAAAUCCAAACCAGGCACGAAUGGUUCCUUGAAGGGAGUCAACGGUGUCAAUGGAGUCAACGGUAUAAAUGGACAUACUGUAACUCCCAGGCGGAGGAAUGCCGAACUGAAAAGGAAGAGCUUCUUUACUUGGGGCUUUAGCAUUAUCGCAAGGCUGUUGACGUGGUACUCCAUCUUCACCCUUCUCUUCCGAUGCCCCCUUACUCUCGAUGAGUGCACCAACGCGACCCCCAAGAUCUGCAAACCCUACUUCCGCGUCAAAUCUGCUGUAGCACCACACGUUAUACCAUAUUACGAUGCUUACGCCGCUCCCUACAUUGAUGUCGCGAAGCCCUACUACGACACUAUCGACCGAAUCAUCAUCACCCCUACGCGAACAUACGCCGUCAAGUACGGUGGCCCAAAGGUUUCCCAGGCUCAAGCAUUCGGUCAAGCGAAAUGGGAGGAAAACGUUCAGCCCGAAUUAAGCAAAUAUCAGGCCUUGGCGAAGACUCGAUACGAUCAAAGUGUUGCGCCUCACAUCGAAAGUGUUGCAACUGUUGUGUCGCCGUAUUAUGACAUCGCUCGAACUAAUGCGCUACAGACCUAUCACGAGUUGCUCCUUCCAGCCUAUCUGUUCGUACAACCCUACGCUGCGCAAGGUUACGAUGCCGCUUAUUCAUUUACCACCGAUACUGCCAUUCCUUCGACCGUGUGGGCUUGGAAUAAGACGUAUGCCUUUUUAGAUGCUACCGUUUGGCCCCAUGUGCGGGACGUCUACGUCAUGAAGGUCGAGCCACAGCUAGUAAGAAUUGGUCAAAGGCUAGGGAGGUAUAACGAAAAUAAGGUCAAGCCAAAUAUUGAAACUAUCGAGGAAACGCAUUCUUCCAUUCCCAAGUCUAGUUUCGCAAAGCCAACGACUCCUACCUCCCAGAGUGUAGUCGAACCCGAGCCCGAGCCCGAAUCUCAACCCCCCGCGAGCGAAAAAGGUUCCGAAACCCCCCAAGCGCCGCUCGAGAUGAAAGUUGAGCAGAAGGGGUCACGCACGCCAGAGGAAAUACGUGAGCAUGCCGCGAAGACUGUUACCGAAGAUCUCGAGCUUUGGGAGGGGAAAUUUACAAAAGCGGCCGAGGAGGGCGCCGCCGAGAUUGAGGAUCGCGUCGACGAGAUCGCAGCCCGUAUGAUUGAUAGACAUGCUAAUGGCAUGGGCAAGUCUCUGGUCAGACAGCUCAAUGAAACCGCAACCACCGAGCUUAAUACUCUAAAAAAGUCCAUCGUUUCGAUCUUGGAAAAGAACGGUAGCGAUUCUGAAAGAGACGAGGCUUUAGCUGCUGCUAUCAGAGGUGCUGGUCUCAAAAUCAAGGAAAAGGCACAGGAUAUCCGCACUUGGCGCGAGGCAUAUGACCAAGAAACAGAAAUUGCGGUUACCAAAGCCGCCGAGGAACAUUAUAAUAUUUUACAAAAAACUCGUGACCUCGCGUUACAAAAGAUUGGCAUGAAAUGGGCAUGGAUGGAAGGUGUCACCUACAAAGACUGGAAAAAGUACCAUGAGCUCAAAACACGUUUCGACGAAUGGACGGAUGACUUUAAGCUUCUGAUCACAUCACACCCUGGUUUGUUGGCGGCGCAAGCAGCUGGUGAGGAAAUUGAGAACGAGGGCAUGAACGUUGCGCAGGUCGCAGCUAGCGAGUUGGCACGAUUGAAGCAGAUUGCUACCUGGAAGGCCGUAGCCGGCGACUCGAGCGACAAUUUCGAUAGCGAGAUGACCGAAUUAGCAGCUAUAUCCGCAAUCCGAGAUGCUGCUCAGAGUGCCACUCCGGUGGCUUCAUCUGUAGCCGAGAAUAUUGAAAGUGGUGCCGAGUUUGUCAGCGAAACAGCAAACGAGCAACUUUCUCCAAGCAAUGCCGAGACCGUCACGGUAUCCCUCUCCGAAGCAGAGUCAGAAGAGGCCAGACAGUCUUCACUUGCGUCUACGCCCACCGACACCACAAGCGAGUCAACAUCAGCCGCUGCUGUUGCUGAUUCCGAUGAGCCGCUACCUUCGUCCGACCCAGUUAAUGGUCCAGAGCAGGUUCAGGAAACGAUUGUUGAAGUGCCGGAUGAGCCGACCUUUCCUGUCGAAGAACCUUCCACAAUUACCGUCAAAUCCGCCCUCUUCGGUGCCGCAGCUCAAUCUGUUCCCUCACGACAACCGAUUCUCGACGAUGAGAUUGUUUCCUCCGCAUCCAGUGCUGUGUCCGUAGUUCAAUCAGAAGUUCCAGCUAGUACCACCUCGGCAGCCCAAUCCGUAUACACCGCUGCUAUCGCAGGUGCUGCGGAUCACUAUUCACGUGCCAUGUCAGUUGUUUCUGCUCAAAUUCACGGAGAGCCGAAACCCGUUCACGAAGAAAUGUUCAGCUCUGUUUCUAAUGCGUACUUCGGUGCUGUAGCCUCGGCUAACUCCAGACUUACUGCCGCGAUGACCGCUGCGUCGGAAAGCGUAUAUGGCACUCCCACUACGAAAUGGCUUCCCGGCUUACCGACCGUGCCUUCGGUUGACUGGGAAAGGGUCCAGUCCAUUGCCCAGCAAAACCUUGACGACUCCAUCAAAUGGGCAUCAGAGCAGUACGACGCGGCAAAGGUAGCGGUCGGUGCCUCGGAACCGACACCUAGCACGUAUCUUGAAGGCGCAGAAAAGCAAGCACAGAAGCUACUCGAUCAAGCGAAGCACAACUAUCAUGCAGGUAUAGGUUUGGCGCACGAUCGGUAUUCCGAAUUCCUUUCUGCCGCAUCGACUGCCCUAAGCUCAUUAACUGCAACACCAACACCAACUAAUAUCCAAGGGUCUGCCUCAUCCGUCGCAUCGAUAGCUAGCGAAUCGGUCGCUUCCGUUGCUUCUGCGGCUAGCGAGAAUGCCGAAUCCCUAGCAUCGUCUGUCGGUGACCUUGCAUCCGACUCAACCCAGUUGGCAGAAAAGAAUUGGGACGCUCUUGUUAGCCGUGUGAGCUCUCAAGUCUAUAGUGCUCCCACGCCCACGCCGUGGUACGAGAACCUUCAGGUGGCAGCUGGUGACGUCGCCUCCGCCGCUAGCGACUAUGCCGCAUCCGCUACAGCUGCCGCGGCAGGCCAGGUUUCUUCUGUGACGGUCUUGGCGGACGACUAUGCCUCUUCUGCUAGCGAAGCCGCAACAUCACAGUACUCAGCGAUCAGUUCCCUCGUGUCGGAACUAAUUAUCGGAAGAGAACCGCCGUUUACCGAGUCGGUAUAUUCGCGUCUCGCCGGAGCAUAUUCAACCGGCAUCGCUUCGGCAUCGAGCUUUGCCAGUGUCGCCUCUGACACGGUAGCCAGUGCCGCAAGUGAAGCUAGCGAUACGGCUAACUCCGUUGUUGGUGACGCUGCUGAUAAGAUCAAGGAAACAGUCCAGCACAUGAAGGACGAGCUUUAAACGCUAGCACCAUCACGAACGCGCGUCCUCUCAUAAUCACUAUUAUAUCAAAAGGCACCCACGGCAGAUGCCAAUUCAGGUGUAAAAUAAUGAUAAUCACUGCGAGAUACUGUUAUACGGAAUUGAUUGGCUUUUCAGGCCAAGGCAAUGUUGAGUCAAUUUUUCUUUCACUCUUUCGGAAUAUGGCAUAUACCCGGAGCGUUUGGACGCGUUGGAAUUUCCCUGCCGAUUUACAUAGUGUUCCCAAUUUCUACGUUAUAUCGACUCUUAGAAAUGCUACGUCACUCGUGGCGGUCGCUUAUAUCAAGUAUCACAAACGUGGAGGGGGAGCAAUCUUGGUUAGGAAGAGUUAUCCGGCCAGUAGUUUCAUGGGCCUAAGCGUACGGUGCCUCUAUACUGAGAGAUGACGAUAAUGAUUUAUGGAGGCAACCUGUUAUGGAUUGUCGAGGGAAAAUAAGCUCUAGUGGUACAUCAGGGGCUGGGCCGCUGUGGAAAGAUGAUGGAUUUAAGAUGUAUCAAUAUGUGUACGACAGUUAGAGGAUAAGGCAAUAUAUACAGGGAGUUAAAU